Molecule: messenger RNA, 2153 nt
Organism: Protobothrops mucrosquamatus (brown spotted pit viper)
Lineage: Eukaryota; Metazoa; Chordata; Lepidosauria; Squamata; Viperidae
Gene: SRC
Product: SRC proto-oncogene, non-receptor tyrosine kinase
Exons: 11
Coding region: 4-1560 (518 amino acids)
Biological process (GO): negative regulation of intrinsic apoptotic signaling pathway; cell differentiation; cell adhesion
Cellular component (GO): extrinsic component of cytoplasmic side of plasma membrane
Molecular function (GO): growth factor receptor binding; ATP binding; non-membrane spanning protein tyrosine kinase activity
Source: RefSeq, a predicted model, not a curated record
AUCAUGGGGAGCAGUAAAAGUAAACCCAAAGACCCUAGCCAACGGAGACGCAGUUUGGACUCCACAGAAAAUAUACAUGGCAGCUGCUCUACCUCUCAAACGCCCAGCAAGACUACCAUCCCAGAAACUCAUCGUACUCCUAGUCGGUUAUUUGGAAAUACAGCUACAGAACCAAAGCUCUUUGGGGGAUCAAAUACAUCAGAUAUGGUCACUUCUCCUCAGCGCUGUGGCGCCUUAGCUGGUGGAGUCACAACAUUUGUGGCCCUCUAUGAUUAUGAGUCACGGACAGAAUCAGAUCUUUCUUUCAAAAAAGGAGAACGCCUCCAAAUCCUCAAUAACACGGAAGGAGAUUGGUGGCUGGCUCACUCUCUCACAACUGGCCAGAAAGGUUACAUCCCCAGUAACUACGUCGCACCUUCAGAUUCCAUCCAAGCAGAAGAAUGGUAUUUUGGAAAGAUAACCCGCCGAGAAUCUGAACGAUUACUGCUCAAUCCAGAGAAUCCCCGAGGGACUUUUCUGGCAAGAGAGAGUGAGACUACAAAAGGUGCCUACUGCCUCUCUGUCUCAGAUUUUGACAAUGCCAAGGGCCUCAAUGUGAAGCACUACAAGAUACGCAAACUGGAUAAUGGUGGCUUUUAUAUCACAUCCCGUACACAAUUCAGCAGUCUUCAGCAAUUAGUUGCUUAUUAUUCCAAACAUGCAGAUGGUUUGUGCCACCGUCUUACCAAUGUUUGCCCAACCAGCAAGCCUCAGACACAGGGCUUGGCAAAAGAUGCUUGGGAAAUCCCUCGGGAAUCUUUGCGACUAGAGGUCAAACUUGGACAAGGCUGCUUUGGAGAAGUCUGGAUGGGGACCUGGAAUGGUACCACCAGGGUGGCAAUCAAGACUCUAAAGGGACCCUGUUACAGAGGUCUUCGUAAAGAUGUCCUCCGAGUCCAAUACUUCUUUGACGCGUUUGAAUUCCUGACAACUUUCUAUUCUACUGUAGGGAGCCUCCUGGAUUUUUUGAAGGGAGAGAUGGGCAAGUAUCUGAGACUGCCCCAGCUGGUGGAUAUGGCUGCACAGAUUGCUUCUGGCAUGGCCUACGUGGAAAGGAUGAACUACGUUCACAGAGAUCUCCGAGCUGCCAACAUCCUUGUGGGGGAGAACCUGGUGUGCAAAGUAGCUGACUUUGGACUGGCACGACUGAUUGAGGACAAUGAAUACACAGCAAGACAAGGUGCUAAAUUUCCCAUCAAAUGGACUGCCCCAGAAGCUGCUCUGUAUGGUCGGUUCACUAUCAAGUCAGAUGUUUGGUCCUUUGGAAUACUCUUGACAGAACUUGCCACCAAAGGUCGAGUGCCGUAUCCCGGCAUGGUGAACCGGGAAGUCCUAGAUCAAGUGGAACGAGGCUAUCGGAUGCCCUGUCCACCAGAGUGCCCAGAAUCUCUACACGAUCUGAUGUGCCAGUGCUGGAGAAAGGAUCCUGAGGAAAGGCCAACCUUUGAAUACCUCCAAGCUUUCCUGGAGGAUUACUUCACAUCAACAGAGCCCCAGUAUCAGCCAGGCGAAAAUCUAUAGGUCUGAGGACUGGAUCAGUUGCCACAAGACUUUAUGCUGCUCUAAUGGCAAGUGUGCUCUAGAGAGGAACUUUUGAGUCAUAUUAGGACUCCUGCUGGAGUACUAGCCAGGGUGUUUUUGUCAUUCUGACAAGUUGCCCUUCUUUUUAAGGAUUGCACCAAUUACUUUAUCAUACAAAUGUGGUUAAUGAAAGACUUGAUGGAUUGUGAGUGAACAAAGUCUCAUUUCAAUUUGAAGUUGGUUGUGGUACAGCAGAGGAGUUUCAGGAACACCAAAACUUUCUGCAAAAGAAAAGAUCAAGUAGGAGCAAGGAUCCUACUCCUGAAGGUCACUUAUUUUCAGGAUUGUGUCCUCCAUCAAAACCACUCUUGACUAUGAUUAGAAGGAAUUGCCAUCAGGACAAUCCUGCAUUUGAUGCAGGACCAUCCUGCAUCAAAGCACUUGAGUCAUUUCUGAUUGAAUUCUGAUGCUAAGGAAGUAUGCCUUUCAGACCCUCGUGGCUUUUGUUCUUCUUUAUGGACAAAACCAGCACAAUUUCCCUACUUGUAUUCAAAUAUCUGGAUCUAGGCUGACUGAAUCCAAGGAAAAAAAAU